Pungitius pungitius (ninespine stickleback) is the source of this 2182-nucleotide messenger RNA. Its product is annotated as keratin, type I cytoskeletal 13-like. Gene Ontology annotation, molecular function: structural molecule activity. The record is from RefSeq and is a predicted model, not a curated record. NCBI's taxonomy places the organism in Eukaryota, Metazoa, Chordata, Actinopteri, Perciformes, Gasterosteidae. Bases 1 to 1209 code for a protein of 402 amino acids. The transcript has 8 exons. Gene Ontology annotation, cellular component: cytoskeleton.
AUGUCUUUCAGCAGCGUUUCCUACGGCCAGAGGACCAUGAGUGUCUACGGAGGAGCAGGCGGCCGCGGCACACGCAUCUCCUCGUCCCAGCAGAGCUACGGACUCUCCUCCUCCUCCUCCUCCGGAGGGUUCAACGUGACCGCUGGCAUGGACCUCCACGUCGGGGCCAACGAGAAGGCCACCAUGCAAAACCUGAACGACCGCCUGGCCUCCUACCUGGAGACGGUGCGCACCCUGGAGAAGGAGAACAACCACCUGGAGAUGCAGAUCAGAGAAUGGUACCAGAACCACAAGGUCAUCAGCCCCGACUACAGCAGCUACUUCGCCACCAUCGAAGAUCUGAAGAACAAGAUUGUCAUUGCCUCUAAGUGUAAUGCCAAGACAAUCCUGGACAUGGACAAUGGAAAACUGGCCGCUGAUGACUUCAAAAUGAAGUACGAGAACGAGCAGGCCAUGAGGAUGGCGGUGGAGGCGGACAUCGUCGGGCUGAAGAAGGUGCUGGAUGAGAUGAACUUGAUCAGAAUGGACUUGGAGUGCCGGUAUGAGGACCUGAGGGAGGACAUCGUCACGCUCCAAAGGAACCACGAAGAGGAGCUAACCCAGCUGAGGAGUCACAUGGGCGGACAGGUCAAUGUGGCCGUGGAUGCUUCUCCCUCCCAAGACCUGAACCAGGCCAUGUCUGAGAUCAGAUCGCACUACGAGAGUUUGAUCAGCAAGAAUCGCACUGAACUCGAGGCGUGGUACCAGAACAAGGUGACAUCGGUGGAGCAGGAAGUGAUCACACACACAGAGGUUCUUGUGACGUCCCGCACCGAGUUGAAGGACCUGAAGAGCACCCUGCAGAGGCUUCAGAUUGAUCUGCAGGCCCAUCUGAGCAUGAAAGUGUCUCUGGAGGGCUCCGUGGAAGAGACCCGGGUGCGUUACGUUUCCCAGCUAGCAGCCCUCCAGAACAGGGUCACAGGCCUGGAGGCUCAGCUGUCCCAGCUGCACGCCAACAUCAGCAGCCACAAGCAGGACUACGACCUGCUGCUGGACCUCAAGGCUCGGCUGGAGAUGGAGAUCGCGGAGUACAGGAGGUUGCUGGAUGGGGAGGAUGAAAGUUCAAAACAAAUUAUCACAAAGACCAUCACCGUGGUGGAAACAGUUGUGGAUGGAAGGGUGGUUGGAACCAGCAAGACUGUUGAUGUGGAUGUUGAUGAGAUUGAGUGAUGAACUGGAUGGAUUAUCAUAAAUCAAGAUUAAAUAUUUAAAUUUUAAAAAAUUGUGCACUUCAUUUGUAGAGGCUUAAACAAGAUAUUUCAGGCAAGUAUUCUACAGCUAUUGCAACACAUUGGAGAUGACAUUGCUGCAUUUGUGCACAUCUCUCUUACAUCUCUGUGAUAGAAUAACACAACGCAUGACAUAACUUAACAAAUCUGUUUUCUCUAGAUUAACAAAGGUUGUGAGAAUAAUCUACACUGCAUGGAUCAGUUGGAGAAUGCAACUUGGAUCUUUAACGACAAGUUAAUUUAAUACUAUAGAUAUUCUACACAUAUUUAUUUCACAGUGAAACAUGAAAUGCAAAUUGCUUUUAAAAAAAUACAAAGAUUAUCUGAUUCCAAGAAGUUAUCAUUAGUCUACAAACAGGCUGGGAAAAUGCAUCUGCUUGACCAUUAAUUAAUAUCACACGGUGCAGUCAUUUGAUAUGUAUGUAAUUUUGCAUGUUAGCAUUAAAAAUGUAUACCUUUUGCUAUUAACAUGUGUAGUUCAUUCAGCAUGUAAUGAAGCUGGAACAAUAGCACCAUGGAAAAGGCAAAGUCACCUUCUCAGUCAAGAUUAAAAUAUCUUAACCAUCAGAUGAGUUAUCAUGAAAUUUGGUAUGAAAACGCUGACGUCCCCUUCAAACAUCUCUGCAGAUAAUUCCUGCAAUUAAAAAAUGUAAUCGUUGCACAGCACAAAUUGUAUUAAAUACUUAGACAUUAUUAUAUAAUUAGAAAGUAAAGUGCAUUCAAAUUUCUUUAAGUGGAUCCACAUAACAAGUGUUACUCGAGAUGACGAUGUGUCAGUCACUCCAAAUGUGUAUGUUAGAGCGUGGAAUACACCCACAAUCUUGGAGGUUUCACGAAGGCAUCAAGUAUUGUGUUAAUACUCAUUUACAUUAAUGUUUGUCAUUCCUUCCUCUUCUCGAUGACACUGGAGCAGA